AUGGCCUUCCAAGCCUGGGCCUUCUUCAUCUUCAUCUCUUCCAUCGUGGCACUGAACCACCGCUUCGGCAAAACCUGGGACGACGAAAAACACGAGACCGAGCGCCGACGUGCUCGCACCAGGGCACGACUGGCAAGGCAGAAGCGUGAGGAGGCGGAAGCGCAUGAAGCGGCACGUAAGAAGCGCAAGGAGGCGAGGGCUAAGAGGGCCCAGGAGCAGGAGAGGUUGGCUGAGAUUAGGGCUGACAAAAGGCGAUGGAUUUAUGGGCAGCACUCGGUGGUUUAG
This is a messenger RNA of Recurvomyces mirabilis, 285 nucleotides long. RefSeq lists its product as uncharacterized. Lineage: Eukaryota; Fungi; Ascomycota; Dothideomycetes; Mycosphaerellales; Teratosphaeriaceae. The record is from RefSeq and is a predicted model, not a curated record. The coding region runs from base 1 to 285 and encodes 94 amino acids. The transcript has a single exon.